Messenger RNA from Pseudopipra pipra, 4705 nucleotides. RefSeq names its product toll like receptor 5 (gene TLR5). Gene Ontology annotation, cellular component: plasma membrane. The transcript has a single exon. The record is from RefSeq and is a predicted model, not a curated record. Gene Ontology annotation, molecular function: protein binding; transmembrane signaling receptor activity. NCBI's taxonomy places the organism in Eukaryota, Metazoa, Chordata, Aves, Passeriformes, Pipridae. Gene Ontology annotation, biological process: inflammatory response; immune response; toll-like receptor signaling pathway. Bases 1 to 2586 code for a protein of 861 amino acids.
AUGAUGUUGUGUCAUCAGCUAGUGCUUGUCUUUGGACUCUCACUAGCUAGUGGGGUGUGUGCAUCUAGAAGCUGCUACUCAGAAGCCCAAGUCUCCAUAUAUUUUUCCUGCAACCUCACAGAUAUUCCACUUGUGCCGAAGGAUACGGUGAAGCUUUUCCUAACUUCCAACUAUAUCAUACGAGUGACUGAAACUUCGUUUCCACUGCUGGAGCACUUGUUGUUGUUGGAAUUUGGAACGCAGUUGGUCUAUCCCGUUACCAUAGGGAAAGCAGCUUUCAGGAACCUGCCAAACCUUCGUAUCUUAGAUUUGGGAUACAAUAGGAUUCUUCAACCAGAUCUUGAUGCUUUUGUGGGUUUGCCAAGUCUGACUGUACUCCGUCUGUUUGGGAACUACCUUGGAAAUUCCAUCCUUGAGGAGCGUUACUUUCAAGAUUUGAGAUCAUUAGAAGAAUUGGAUCUUUCAGGGAACAAAAUCACCAGACUUCAGCCUCAUCCAUUAUUUUAUAAUCUAACAGCCCUGAAAACUGUGAACCUGAAAUCCAACUACAUAUCCGACCUGUGUCAGAGCAAUCUUACCAGCUUCCGAGGAAAACAUUUUUUAUUGUUCAGCCUCAGUUCUAAUUUUUUGUACAAGGCAGAAAGUGUAGACUGGGCCAAAUGCCCAAAUCCUUUCAAAAAUAUUACAUUUAACUCACUAGACCUUAGCAAAAAUGGCUGGAGCACGGAGAGAGUCCAAUAUUUCUGUACAGCCAUUAAAGGGACUCAAAUCAGGUCUUUAAUAUUUAGCACUCAUAUAAUGGGUUCAGGAUUUGGCUUUCAAAACUUAAAAAAUCCAGAUAAUUAUACUUUUGCAGGACUAGAAAGAAGUGAUCUUAGUUCCCUUGAUAUUUCCGGGGGUUACAUUUUCUCUCUCAACCCUUUAGUCUUUCAAAGCCUUGGUAAUCUGGAAGUGCUGAACCUUUUCAAAAACAAGAUAAAUCAAAUCGAAAGGCAAGCAUUUUUUGGCUUGGGCAACCUAAAAAUCCUCAAUCUCUCAAGUAAUCUUUUAGGUGAGUUGUAUGAUCAUACUUUUGAGGGUCUACGCAGUGUAGCAUAUAUUGAUUUACAGCAGAAUCAUAUUGGAAUGAUUGGUGAAAAAUCAUUCCAUCACUUAGUAAGUCUGAAAAUAAUUGAUCUCCGAGACAAUGCCAUUAAAAAGCUCCCUUCCUUUCCACGUCUGACGUAUGCCUCUUUAGGUGACAAUAAGCUAAUGACUGUAGCUUACACAAGAAUAGAUACAGCAUACCUAGAUUUAGAAAGAAAUUGGUUGGCAAAUGUAGGUGACCUGUAUAUUCUUUUCCAAGUUCCAGAUCUGCAAUAUAUCUUCUUAAAACAGAAUCGGUUCUCUUACUGUGUGAAAAGUGAUAAUGCUAUACAAAAUAGUCAGUUAACCUAUAUGGAUCUGGGUGAAAAUAUGUUACAGCUUGUGUGGGAGAGAGACUUAUGUUUGGAUGUGUUUGGGGCACUGUCCAAACUCGAGGUUCUCCAUCUGAAUAACAACUACCUCAGUGCUCUUCCACAGGACAUUUUUAGAGGUCUAACAUCUCUAAAAACCCUUAAUCUGGCUUCCAAUCUGCUGUCUCAUCUUUCUCCUGGGCUUUUUCCGGAGAGCCUAAUGUACCUCAACUUAUCUGGAAACCAGCUGCUUUCCCCUGAGCCUGAAGUCUUUAUGACUUUGAAUAUUCUGGAUAUAACACAUAAUAAGUAUGUCUGUGAUUGCUCUUUAAAGAGCCUACUAGUGUGGCUAAAUGAAACCAAUGUAACCCUAGCUGGAUCCGAAUCUGACAGGUACUGUGCCUACCCACCUGAAUUUGCAGGGGUACCACUGUCGUAUCUGGAAUAUGAUGGUUGUGAUGAAGAUGAACUCCAGCAGGCACUCAGGUUCUCACUAUUCAUCUUCUUCUCUGUCACCUUUCUCAUGUUUCUGGUGUCAGCCAUCAUUUUUACUCGCUGUCGGGGGAUUUGUUUUAUCUGGUAUAAAACUAUCACCAAAAAAAUAAUAGCCAGCCAUCCACAAGUAACAAAUAAAUGUGAAUACAGAUAUGAUGCGUAUCUGUGCUACAGCAAAAAUGACUUUGAAUGGGUCCAGAAUGCUUUGCUAAAGCACCUGGAUUCACAGUAUUUGGAUAAAAACAGAUUUACCUUGUGUUUUGAGGAAAGAGACUUCUUGCCUGGGGAAGAACAUAUCAAUAAUAUUCGUGAUGCCAUUUGGAACAGCAGGAAAACAAUUUGUAUUGUGACCAGGCAGUUUCUCAAAGAUGGGUGGUGUGUGGAAGCCUUCAAUUUUGCCCAGAGCAGGUACUUCUCUGAUCUGAAAGAUGUCCUCAUAAUGGUAGUGGUUGGGUCACUUUCUCAAUAUCAACUGAUGAAACACAAACCAAUUCGAAACUUCUUACAAAGGAGUCGGUAUUUGCGGUGGCCUGAAGAUUAUCAAGAUGUAGACUGGUUUUUAAAUAACCUCUCAUCCCAAAUUCUGAAGGAGAAAAAGGUACAAAGGAAAGCCAAUGGUAUUGAGCUGCAGACUGUAGCAACCGUCUCACACUGACAGUGUGUGAGUUCCUGGCAAAUAUCCCAUUUCCAGCUGUGCCAUGGCAGGAGUAAACAGAAGUUUGGUUCAUCUUUCCUUGAAAAGACAGGCAGAAUGAUAACUGAUUCAGUAUAAAUCCUACAAAACAGAGAGACAGCUUGAAAGCACCGAGCAAAUAGACGAAAGUACUAUUAUUUUAUGGACUGUGACACAUAUUUUCAGAAGAAUUAAAUGAAUCAUAGAUACUCCACAUUUUGGAUGUUCAUCUUUAGACAAUUCAGUCCUGAUUUUCAGAGUACUACCUACUUCACAGGUCUGUUUCAGUUAGAGAAGGAUGCUCAUGGUUGUUUUUUUAAAAAGAGCCCAUGGAGUGACCAAAUAUGCUUUCAGGCACUGCCUGACCAUCAGUUCAUGGACUAUUUCUGUGCUUUCUGAACCUGUAACUUCUCAUGUUCCAUUUCAAAGUCGAAUCAUUGUUUCGCACCUUUAUGCUUUAAAUUGUUGUAACACAGAUUUCAUUUGCUUGUUUCCUACUCAAUUAUCCUCAGCUUCUCAACUGGAACAUACAAACUUUGGACUUCAUUUGUGCCCUUUUCCUUCACAACUUCUGUUGUCGUAGAGCUACAAUCACUGGUCUACUUCAUUUGCUGCUGUUUCAGCCUAGUGCUUUUCCAGUUGAGCUGCCUUCUGCCCUGCAGAGAGGAGCAGGCAUUCCCUUUGGAUCUGAAGCAAGCCUAGGCUUGAAAAGCAAACAAGAGACUACCUCAGGAGCCGUGCAGGCUGUACACCCGUGACAGGGCCAAUGGCCCAGUGACUGACAGACAGCACUGGCAUGCUGGGAUUGGGAAGUGCACUUUGUAAUUGUACUGUGUAAUUUGGGUUGUUCUCAGCACAUCCUGUGUCCUGAUCAAUUCUAAGGUGUUUUUCUGCUUCUACUGAAAUGUUUUUCUGGAGUCAUUAAUGCCUGGUAGUCUCUUACUUCUCUAAUUAUUUUACCACUGUUUGCUCAGGUAUCUGUCUUCAAGGAGUUGUUCAGGGUCAUUUUAAUAGAAGUCUGACUCAGUGUUCACUGAUACAGAACCUGCACCUAUUAUUUUGAUUGUGACGUACUCCUUGAGUGUACUGUUCAUCUCUGUACAUUUAUUCAACAAAAGCUUACCAAAAUACUUUCAGCAGGGCCUCAGUGGGGCUUUUUGCUGUAGUGAGGAGGCAGGAAUGGGAGGUUUUAUAAGUUAUCUGUCUUGACCUUAGCUGCAAACAAAUAAUACCAUCCUAACUGUUUUGAUAGAGAUGAAAUGUGAAUGCACUCAUUUGAAUAUACAUGUGCCUGUGGCUGAUCUGAUUUACUCUCAGCACACAAGUAUACAGGAUUUCUAUAGAUAAGAUUACUAUAAUUACUACAGUAUUUCUUCCCUCUCAAUCAGUGUAGUCACUCAGGAAGAGAAAAAUGGGUAAACCUUGGAAUAUUUUUCAGGGGGCAUGGGACAGGGGAUUGCAGAUCAAAGAAGGGAUGGACUGUGCUGGUGAAUCCCUGGGUGUCGCUGUUGGCUCAGGUAACAGCCCGGGUUUCCAGAACCCCUCCUGCCUCCCCGCUACUGCAGCUGCUGGCAGUGGGGGAAAAUGGUGCUGCAGAGCGAGGGCUAGGAAGUCACCAGCAGCCCUGGCUUCCCAGAGCCCCCCUGGGCGGUCAGAAAAGCCACCACAGGCAUUUCAGGAAUGAGUCUGUACAAUGAAGAUCAUCUGCAGCUCCGGGUUGUUUGUGGAUCUGUACGUGGUGUAAGAGUUGGGGAUUUUAAAAGCACCAUUAGAAAUUAUAUUUGAAUGAUUGUCACAAAACAUUUUUUGGUCAAGUGUUGAUUAAGAGCCCUCUCCAGCUACGACCUUACUGUAUACUUACAAGACACUCCUAUCACUUCAGGUAGUUAAAACCUACUUCUGCUAACCUCUGUAUGCAGGAAUGACAAGUACAUACAAUAGAUGUCUUUAAUUAUGGCUCUUUCAUUUGAGAUGCUUUUGUCUACCUCAUGCUUAUGCCACUGGUGGGAGGUGGGUACAUAAAGGUUGCAUUUACUUCAGUCUUCGGAAAGAUCUGUCAUUUUAUAGAAAGGUUUUAAUAAAACCUUUGCGUGAAAUUUCA